Syngnathus typhle (broad-nosed pipefish) is the source of this 4564-nucleotide messenger RNA. It is a transcript of the gene dyrk3, whose product is annotated as dual specificity tyrosine phosphorylation regulated kinase 3. NCBI's taxonomy places the organism in Eukaryota, Metazoa, Chordata, Actinopteri, Syngnathiformes, Syngnathidae. The transcript has 6 exons. Gene Ontology annotation, cellular component: nucleus. The record is from RefSeq and is a predicted model, not a curated record. Gene Ontology annotation, biological process: peptidyl-serine phosphorylation; cytoplasmic stress granule disassembly; positive regulation of cell cycle G2/M phase transition. Gene Ontology annotation, molecular function: protein serine/threonine/tyrosine kinase activity; ATP binding; protein serine/threonine kinase activity. Bases 754 to 2568 code for a protein of 604 amino acids.
UCCGCCUGCCUUCUCGCUCACCCCGGGAGUCUCCGAAGACGCCCAUAGCAACAUCGCUGCGUCGAAUAAGAUAGUCGCACCGUGGAGCGGACGGAUUAAACGCCGCUUCUUCGCCGCGCUGACUACAGGUGUUCUGGGGAAAGGCCACACUUGGGUCGUCUGCGCCGUUAGCAUGGGGCGAGAGCACCGUUCGCUAGCUUGUUUUGGAUAGCCGAAGCGAAGCAGCACCCCCCGCCCUCCCCCCAAAGCCGUCCCGACGGAGUUAGCGUCGCCCUUCGCUAAACACCAAGUCUUUAACGAGAAUAAAGACGAGAAUGGUGCCCUGGAACUAGUUGUUUGGCAGACAGAGAAAGGCGAGGGGCGCACGGAGCACACCGCCGAGCUGUUCCGUUUGGACUUGAAGUGUUUUUUUUGAGAGAGAGGGAGCGGCUCUCCCGACGGACGCGGUUUGUUUUGUGGCUAGCUGGCUAGCGAGCUGAAGGAAGCGACCCCCCAUCUCCAGCGUCUCCCUGCUGCUACCUCGGCUAACAUUAGCAAUCCACACAAUAAAAACACAAGUGUGGGCAAAGAAAACCCCGCAGUUCGGACUAACUUUUAACUCGAAAACUAACUCCGGGCAGUUGGGUGGACUCUGCGCCUGAUACAAGCUUCGAUAAAAGUGCCAUCAGCUCAGUUGGCCAUGUAACUUUUUCUUUACGAUUUUCUGGGACUUGUCUUCAUUUCGGAUGCUGGCAUCACAAACUAAUUACAACCAUGAUGAUCAUAAGCAGAAAGCCAGAGGGCCCAAUCGCAACAGCGCGUCACGGUGAUGGACUUUACGACUCGUACAUGAGGACGGACCACAUCCUCAAAGAGGACGCAGACACCAACAGUCCUUCUGGCCUGCCCCCCAUGCCCAAGCUCGCAGCAGUCAGUAACAAGGGUGUGAUGAGGGAUCAGAUAACUGUACGAGGUGGCCAGCUGAAGGUCAAGUAUCUGUACGAGGACUCGGCUAACAAUCGCAAGAUCAGUGCCAUUACCACGGUUGCACCUCCAAACAACGGGACCAGCGGUCAAGCGGCCAGUAAGCCAGCACCACCCACCACCUUGUCCAAGGACCACAGCGGUGACAGCUCCGAUGCCAAUAAGGGCUCCAAUGACAACUCUGGCUCUCAAGUGGUUGCCAAUGGAGGGAACACGACCAAGCUGUGUGGCCCUCUCACGCCAGAACAGGCCGUGAGACUCUACCGGUCUCAACUGACCAGCCUUGAGCAGACGGAGAUCCACUCCUACUCGGACGUCUACUUCGUGGGACCCAACGCCAAGAAGAGGUCCGCCGUCGCCGGCGGCAGCAACAAUUGCGGAUAUGACGACGAGCAAGGUGGUUACAUCAACGUCCCCCAUGACCACCUGGCUUACCGCUACGAGUUUCUCAAGAUUAUUGGCAAGGGCAGCUUCGGUCAGGUGGCCAAAGUCUACGAUCACAAACUGCAGCAGCACCUGGCUCUGAAGAUGGUCCGCAAUGAGAAGCGUUUCCACCGCCAGGCGCAGGAGGAGAUCCGUAUCCUGGAGCACCUGCGGAAGCAGGACCGCAGCGGCACAAUGAACGUGGUGCACAUGCUGGAACAUUUCACCUUCCGCAACCACAUUUGCAUGACCUUCGAGCUGCUCAGUAUGAACCUCUAUGAGCUGAUCAAGCGCAACAAGUUCCAGGGCUUCAGCUUGCCCCUGGUCAGGAAGUUUGCUCACUCCAUCUUGCAGUGCCUGGAAGCCCUGAGUAGGCUCCGAAUCAUCCACUGUGACCUCAAGCCUGAGAACAUUCUGCUCAAGCAGCAGGGACGCAGCGGCAUCAAGGUGAUUGACUUUGGCUCCAGCUGCUUCGAGCACCAGCGCGUUUACACGUACAUCCAGUCUCGCUUCUACCGAGCUCCCGAGGUGAUCUUCGGCGCUCGCUACGGCCUACCUAUCGACAUGUGGAGCUUCGGCUGCAUCCUAGCCGAGCUGCUGACGGGCUACCCGCUUUUCCCCGGAGAGGACGAAGGCGACCAAUUGGCCUGCGUCAUGGAGCUGCUGGGCAUGCCUCCUCAGAAGGUUCUGGAUCAGGCCAAAAGAGUAAAGACCUUCAUCAACUCCAAGGGCCACCCCCGCUACUGCGGAUCCAACACCCUGCCCACGGGGGCCACCGUGCUGACGGCGUCUCGCUCCCGCCGUGGUAAGUUGAGAGGCCCUCCGGCUAGCAAAGAGUGGAGCGCUGCGCUCAAAGGUUGCGAGGAUGCCACCUUUAUUGACUUCAUCAAGAAGUGUUUGGACUGGGACCCGUCAUCUCGGCUGACUCCCAGCCAGGCCCUCAGACACCCUUGGCUCUAUCGGCGGCUGCCCAAAUCGCUGCCCGCGGCCGAUCGGAGCCAAGGGGCCCCCGCCAAGCGCCUCCCCGGGGAUCACCACAGCACAUCCUUCCCUUCCAUCACAGCCAAGGGGGGAUCAGGCCUGGGCACCGCCGCUGCCAACAACAAACUGAGAAGCAACAUGUUGGGGGAUUCAGGCGAGGCCAUACCUAUUCGCACAGUCCUACCCAAACUCGUCACUUAGAGACAGACGGAGAGAGAGAGCGCCACUCAUCUCCUCUCUCCCUCCUCCCCUUCGUCCUCCUCUGCACUUCUCAGGAGGAGUCAGAGCGCAGGAGAAAGUGGAGUCUAGGUUUUAAAAUGGUCGCUUGUCCUUUGUUUUUUUAACUGAGCGGUGUCGACACCCCAGUUUUGGCUUUUUGAUAUUAGCUAAGCAAACGAGAGACGACACAAGGAAAAAACAACAACCUCUCAUUAAGUUUUUCUACAGAAGAUUUCCCCAGGCGGCUGUGCGGUUUCUAUACAGUCGUUGAUUUAGAUCAUGCUUUGUACAAAGGUGUGAGUGUUUUUAAUGUGAAUUUGUUCCCACGCGAGUGUUUUUAGUUGGCCGCACUCAGAUGCCUCACUCUGCAUUAUCAAACGCUCUGAGGAGUUAAAAGGGCUACAAACUCCCGACUUAGCUCACUAGCAGACAAAGCUUUAUUCAGUCAACAGUUGCAGUCCAAAAGAGCACACUGACACAUUCAGGCAACACUUUGACGACAGCAUCAUGUAGUUUCCGCAAUAACCUUCCACCUCUUCUCAUCGAACUCUCUACCUAAUCCCGGUGCUAGGCAAUAUGUGACAUUAGUGUGUGCGUGAACAUGUUCGGCUUGGCGGUUUCUACUGCCGGAGACACGAAGAGCGAUCGACGUAUGUUUAAAGUCCCCUCGUCCUGAAGGUUGAAGAUGAAGUGUCAUGGUCUCACUUUGCUUACUGGCUCCUACCUAGCCUCCUGCCCGAAGCCAUAUAGUCGUGUUUUAGGACCACUAAAAUGCACUUGUUUUUUUUGUUUUUUAACAGUGUAAUGUCAGCUCACGUCUCCCUACCGGGGAGGGUGGAAUACCGUUUAAAAGAAACACGAGCUUAAUGUUACCGAAUGUGAUAAUUAUGAGCCAUUUUCUUUCUCUUGAGAAGAGCCAGUAGCAAAGAUGGCCCUCUGUGGUACCGAUUAGAAGGCAUGUUUCUCAGGGAGACAUACUUGAUACAUCCCUUAAUCUUAUAUAGCAGGGUUCCCCAACCACUAGACCACAAGCCAGCUGCACAGAGAGACUGAACAAAUGAAUAAUUGAUCAUCAGAAUCAUUUAUUGUUUUUGGAAGAAAAAAAAAAAAAAGUGUUCCUCUUUCAAAAUGUUAAUGAAAAGAAAAGAAAAAAGCCAAAUAAGGAAAAACGAUUUAAAAAGACAAUGUCAACAGUCCUACCUAAGGUGCGGUGUUAUAACUCAUUGAUGCGCCAAAAGUGAUGACACAAUAAAAGAAAUUACGCCAAGAUCAGCACAGAGCUCCCACUAAUUACAAUUCCAUUCUGCCUGACAGAGCAUUGUAAAUGCAACCAUUUGAUUUAGUUUAUUCGCUUGUCUGUUGAAACGUCCACUCUGCAGCGCAUUAAAGGUUGGGGAGCGCCGCUUGCGUACAGUAUAGUUGUGUUGCCGUGACGCAGCGGCGCCGCAAAUGGGGCCCGGCCUGCGUGCUCCACAAUCUGACCUAGAUUCACUCCCCUCCUCCCCCUUGUACUGUCAUCUAGGCCAGGGAACCUUGUCAACCCAAUAAUAUAUAUAUUGAAUUAUGGUGCUGUUCAGUCACACACAAAUCUACAAAGUAGUCAGGUGCAUGUUGUAUGGACCACACUGCUCAAAGACUUGUCUAUCUCAUCCCUUGUUUUCUAAGUAAAACUGUCAGGGAUUUCUACUCCAUUGUUGUUGAUUAUUGUUUGUUUGAAUAGAAGUGGUUUCGAUUGCGAGUCACUCCCAAAAUGUCAAGUGGAAAUCAAAUCCAAACACGGGAUUCAGAAGACAAGAUGGAUGCUGUCAUGUUGUACUCGUGGUGUGCGGUAUAGUAGCAAGAUGUUUGCUGUUCCAGCAUGAGAUCACAAUCUUAAAAAGUUAACUGCUGAGUGACGACCAGAAGAGAAAUGUAAAGUAACCAAACGAAGUUGUCAUAGUUUUUUUUUUUAAGAAAAAUAAAUGAAAAUGGUUGUUAA